CGAGGUGAGGGGUAACCGGGUUCGGUGGAGGCCGUGGUGGGGGGGGGGGGGAGCGGCAGCGAAUGAGAUCGCGGGCGAUAGAGUGCAAGUGGGCAGAGGCAGCCGCACGUCGCAGGUCUGGCAAGCGCAGGACACAUGCCGUGGCUUGAGCGAGAGCGCGGAAGAGGAGAGCGACGGGGGAGAGAUCAAGAGGGAGAUACGAUUCCUCGGAGUUGCCGCCUGUCAUCUACACCUCUCUCUCUCCCCGUGGGGACCUCGCCCUAUGCGCUAGUCGCUCAUUUCAGGCACAAAGCCUGGAUUCCACUGUCUUUCUGCUCUCUCCGCGUAAUCUCGUACACCACAUUGCCCUCCUCGCUGUCGCGUCGCCGUUCACCUCUCCGCUCUCAUCGGGGGGUCUUCAGGGCGGUCCGGCCGCGUCGGCCUGCGCUGCACUGCGAUGACGAGCGGACGGCGUGCCGAGGCUACCAGAGCGGACUGAGUGUGCGACGUCGCCACGUUGCAUCUCGGUGCAAGCUGGAAGAAACAGGGUCAGGCAGAAUGCCGCCUUGGCUGUCACCUCUCGCGUACUCUCGACGAGGCGGAAGAUGGCGGCGGCGGCGGCGGCGGCGCCACUUGCACAGAUCGCCUUGCCAGUGCCAGGGCUAGGGCCUCGGGCAUCGGUUUAGCCUGGGCUGGCCCGCGUCCCAAGGUGAAUAAUCACGAGCGCGCGGCACCCGGCACGCCGCCGUACGCCGUACGCCGUGUUUAACCUCUCCACUGCCACGUCCGGCUCGAUCGGGAAUGACCCGGCGAUCGCCCAUGUCUACCAC
Molecule: messenger RNA, 809 nt
Organism: Cutaneotrichosporon oleaginosum
Lineage: Eukaryota; Fungi; Basidiomycota; Tremellomycetes; Trichosporonales; Trichosporonaceae
Source: RefSeq, a predicted model, not a curated record